CAGAGUCAGAUUCAGAGUCCUCAGUGCCACAAGGCAGCGGUAGACUGGGUCCAACUUCACCCGCGCAUGCGUAAUAAACCCAAGAUUUCUUUGGGAAAACAAAAUGGAGGGCAAUAAAGACGAAGCUCUGAAAUGCCGGCAUUUAGCAGAGAAAUACCUCCAACAAGGCGACACAGAUAAGGCCAUAAAGUUCUUGAAGAAGGCUGAGAAGCUUUAUCCCUCUAAAAAAGUCCAAGAUUUGCUAAAUUCUUUACUSAAAAAAGAAUCAUCUGAAGAAACUGAAGAAUCAGAGAAAAUCGAUGGAGUAAGACACAGGAAACAAACAAGUAGUCAUGGUGAAACUGCUAAUGGAAGUGUAACGUAUGACAAAAACUACACAACUGAGCAAGUAGAGGCUGUUAAAAGAAUAAAGAACUGCAGGGAUUACUAUGAGAUCCUAGGAAUCCCUCGUGAUGCUUCUGAUGCUGACAUCAAAAAGCAAUACAGAAAACUUGCCCUUCAGUUCCACCCAGACAAGAACAGGGCUCCAGGAGCUACUGAAGCAUUCAAAGCCAUUGGCAAUGCAUUUGCUGUGCUGACAGAUGAGGAUAAAAAGAAACGUUAUGAUAGAUAUGGUGAUGAGAAUCCUCAAAACCUUUACACUCAUAACCACUAUGAUUACUCUAGAGGUUUUGAAGCUGAUAUCACUCCAGAGGAAAUCUUUAACAUGUUCUUUGGUGGGCCUAUGCCUGGUGGUCGUGUUUAUGUUAAUCGAAGGCACAGAAAUAGAAACCACCAUCAUUCACAUGUUCACGAUGAGGGACAGGAGGUUAACCAGACUUUAUACUCAUUGGUUCAGUUUUUACCCAUACUGCUAUUAGUCUUGAUGUCAUUGUUGAGUACUUUCAUGUUACAAGACCCUAUAUAUUCAUUACAGAGAACAGGAUCAUAUUACUUGGAAAGACAAACAAAUAGGUACAAAAUAAAUUAUUACGUCCAGGAAGGAUUUGAUGAAAAAUAUUCCGAAGCUAAAAGUUUACAUAAACUAGAGAGGCAUAUUGAAAACGAAUACAUCAACAGAGUACAAUCACAGUGUUACAGGGAAAGACAAUACAGAGAAGAACUUUACGCUAGAGGUCGUUUCUGGCACGAGCCUUCCUUGAUUGAAAAAGCCAACAACUUCAAAAUGCGAAAUUGUGAGGCACUGGAGAAAUUAUCAGAACGUGGUUAACUCAAGGGGUCAAGAUAAUACUCUUAAUACAAUGUUCUUAUAUCAAUUAUUCUAAAAUUUUCAAUGUAUUUCAAUGCAGUAUUUGAGUGAUCUAAUCCUGCGUGCAGCCUGGAAGUUAAGGACAGGCUGCAGACAAGCUAAAGUGACGUCAGAUAAAACAAAAUACUGUACAAAUAUUAAAUUUGGAAUUUCGUUGGUUGGCAUAGAAUAAAGUAGAUUAGACCUCUUCGGCUCUGACGUAAUGUUUUCCCAUUUCAGACCCCAUGUCAUUCCCUGGAGUAUCAUUUCUUUGUUUAAGGUUUGCGCUCGGUUGCACAUUAGAAGACACAUGAAUAUGGAUACGGCUCAAACAAAGGAUCUUAUUCUCAAGGGAAUGACACGUGGUCUAAAAUGGGAAAACAUUACCCCAAGCCGAAGAGGUCUAUUGUUUCUUUCCUCAACCAAAUUAGUUUUAAUAUAAACCGAGCUUUCGCUAUAUUUAAUAGAGACUCUGGCAGAAAACUGCCUGGAAAUUAUCUGCAACUUAUUUGAUUUACUAUUUGUACUGAUAGCUCGCGCGUUUAUGUGAGCGCGCGAAAUGAAUGCUUGUUAACGUUUGUAGCACGCGCAUAUAUGUUUGUAAUCGUGAUAGUUUUAUCGUUGAUUCCAUUGUACCCUGAGGAGGGGCGAGUAUGCCAUAUUAAAACUAAUUUGGUUGAGGAAACAAACAAUUCUACUUUACUGUACAAGUAUUUUUAUUAGUCAUGCAUUUAUAGUCGAUAAUUCAUCCUAAUGAAAACCUUUAUCAUAGUAUUAGUAUUAUUGAAUGUAAGUCUUAUAAUAGUGAGAUAUGACUCGGGUGGCUGCCUUUCAUGGCACACAAUUUAGCCCCUUCUUAUUUAUCUUACGACUGCCUCUUAAUUCACGUGGUUUAAUUCGACAUUUCAUGCACAUAGAACAACAGUGAUUCAUAGUACUAUACCAGCCAUCUUCCGCAACGUGCAAGUGGCGGGUUUUCUUCAAUAUUGCACCUUCAUCCACCCUCAUUCAUAUGCUUUACAACAGUGCUCUAUGAUUCUAACUAUUACCAUAUCAACUCUUUGCGUUGUAUGGUUUCUUCGUCUACAACUAGACUUUCUUGACGUCCAAAUGGCGGAUUUGCUCCAAGACUGCUAUAUGCACAUAUGCUUACAAAGCAAUCGCCUCAGUUCUUUUCUUCGACUAGACUCUUGCAAAGCCCAAGUUUUUGUGUUAAUAUCGUAUGUAUGAAAUACGAUAUGUCAUAUUAACUAAUUAUAUUUUAUUGAUGGUUUGUAACCAAUCCUAGAAGGGUCAAAAGAAGAUACACGGCCAUGUUGGGGGUAUUGACACUAGAAUUUAACAAAAUGUUUUUGAAAAUUGCAGUCAGGAUAUAAGUCAAUGACAAACCUUUUUAAAUGUAAAAAAAAAAAAAAAGUUGAAUACCACUAACAUGGCUGCGAUGAAGUAAGUGUGACUAAGGAAUAUAAUUACAACUGGGACCAGGUAUAAAUAAUUUAUCAGUCGGUUUUAAUAAUUAUAUAUAGAAGUACAUGAACUAAGAGAUAUAAUGGAUUGUUGUUUUGCAGAUACCCUAUUUGAAAAAAGAAAUCACUAAAUAACUUGGGCGCAGUUUACAUGAAGAUAAGUUGAUCCAACUGCUAGCUAAAGAAACUCAAGACAAUGAUUUUCCCUUGCACCCUUUGCAUUAGGGAUCAACCUACCUUCAUGUAAACGGGCAACAUUCCAUGUUGGGAUUAGAUAUGCAAUGGAAAUCCUUAAGGCCAGUCGAGAUUUUCAAUGCCCUUCAAGUUUAGCGAUUCUCUUUUAAAAAAUAAGGAAUAAGUACACGAUCUUUGCUGAAAAGAUUACAUCAACAAUAAUGGUUUACAAUCCUACUCCAGAUAGCUCGAGUCAGAAAGUAAACUAUAACUUUAUGAACCAGAGGGUAAUGAGAACUGUUUUGCCAACAUACCAACUAUAUAACGAUGAAAUAAGUAAUUUGAAAAGAAAGAGAUUUGAUCUAUAUGGAGUCAAAGUUGCAGUUUUCGUUGCCUCUAGUUUUAUUUUAACAAACCACCUUCCUACUUAGGCCAGGUUUAAAACUUUAUCGCAUUACGUUACAUCAUGAAAAGAAUCAUGGUUGUGGUAGAGGCGGGCAACAACAACAACAAAACUUCAAAAUGUGUUUUUUAGAACUUGGGAAAGCAAUGAUAGCCCCCAAAAUACUGUACAUAUUUUGCAGGAUGAGCACCGGUUUAUAAAAUUUGUGAAAACAAGAUAUUGGAGAGCUAUCAAUUCAGCUGAAACGUAAUUAGCUCAAAUUCUUAUUAUUCUUCACCAUAUAGUCCGAAUUGUAAAAAUAUGCCGGCAUUGUCGUCAUGACCAUAGUGAAAUACAGGUGUAUGAUCACUGCUUUCAAGUCGUA
This is a messenger RNA of Actinia tenebrosa (Australian red waratah sea anemone), 3635 nucleotides long. RefSeq names its product dnaJ homolog subfamily B member 14. NCBI's taxonomy places the organism in Eukaryota, Metazoa, Cnidaria, Anthozoa, Actiniaria, Actiniidae. Gene Ontology annotation, biological process: cellular response to misfolded protein. Gene Ontology annotation, molecular function: Hsp70 protein binding. The record is from RefSeq and is a predicted model, not a curated record. Gene Ontology annotation, cellular component: endoplasmic reticulum membrane.